AUGGGAUUUUUAAUAUACAAAGGCGUGUACAUCAUAAAAUUGGAAGCGGAGAUGGGCAAGGUCACCAUCUUCGGCGAUGUGGAGCUAGAGACGUUGAUUAGAACGCCGAACAAGAACGGCAAGCAUGCUGAGCUAAUUGGUGACCCCAAGCAAAAUAGUGGCAUGCAGGUUGAGGCAAAGUUGACCCAUUCCGGUUGUGAAAAGAUAGGGAUGGAAGGUGAACAUGCUAGAGUGGUAGAGUUUAUAAGAAAGGGCAGUGGUGAUGAGAGUCAUGAUGUAUUUGUUUUGGAGGCAGAUAUCUAUAGUAUUGUUAAGAAAGAUGUUAAGAAAGAAGAGGAUAUAGAUAUCAAUAUCUUUAGUAAAUUCCAGAAAGAUGUAAAGAAAGAAAAGGAUAUGAAUAUGGAUGCCAAUGCAAGAGAUCGAGGAGGGAAAUGA
This is a messenger RNA of Ipomoea triloba (trilobed morning glory), 435 nucleotides long. Its product is annotated as heavy metal-associated isoprenylated plant protein 37-like. Bases 1 to 435 code for a protein of 144 amino acids. NCBI's taxonomy places the organism in Eukaryota, Viridiplantae, Streptophyta, Magnoliopsida, Solanales, Convolvulaceae. The record is from RefSeq and is a predicted model, not a curated record. The transcript has 3 exons.